This is a messenger RNA of Pleuronectes platessa (European plaice), 3940 nucleotides long. RefSeq names its product cyclin T2a (gene ccnt2a). Gene Ontology annotation, molecular function: cyclin-dependent protein serine/threonine kinase activator activity. Gene Ontology annotation, biological process: positive regulation of DNA-templated transcription, elongation; regulation of transcription by RNA polymerase II. The record is from RefSeq and is a predicted model, not a curated record. The transcript is spliced from 9 exons. Bases 36 to 2120 code for a protein of 694 amino acids. Lineage: Eukaryota; Metazoa; Chordata; Actinopteri; Pleuronectiformes; Pleuronectidae. Gene Ontology annotation, cellular component: nucleus; cyclin/CDK positive transcription elongation factor complex.
UCGGUGCCCAAUGCCCGAGUGAAUGUCGGAGAGCAAUGGCGGCGUGCCGGGGAUCUUCGUCCAAGUGGUUUUUCACCCGGGAGCAGCUGGAAAACACGCCUUCCCGCCGAGGUGGAGUCGAGCCGGACCGGGAGCUCUCUUACCGACAGCAAGCCGCGAAUCUGAUCCAAGACAUGGGCCAGAGACUCAACGUCUCUCAAUUAACAAUAAAUACAGCCAUUGUUUACAUGCAUAGAUUUUAUAUGCACCACUCGUUCACCAAAUUCCAUAGAAAUAUAAUAUCUCCCACCACCUUAUUCUUGGCUGCUAAAGUUGAGGAGCAACCUCGGAAACUGGAACAUGUGAUCAAAGUGUCACAUGCCUGCCUAAACCCCCAAGAACCGCCUCUAGACACAAAAAGUAACGCAUACCUCCAGCAAGCUCAAGAGCUGGUGCUUCUUGAAUCCAUAGUGCUGCAGACCCUGGGCUUUGAAAUUACUAUUGAUCACCCACACACUGAUGUGGUGAAAUGUUCCCAGCUAGUUCGAGCAAGCAAGGAUCUGGCUCAGACUUCCUAUUUCAUGGCUACCAACAGCCUACACCUCACAACCUUCUGCCUCCAGUACAAGCCCACAGUGAUUGCCUGUGUGUGCAUCCAUCUGGCGUGUAAGUGGUCCAACUGGGAAAUCCCAGUUUCCACUGAUGGGAAACACUGGUGGGAGUACGUGGACAGCUCUGUGACUCUCGAGCUGCUAGAUGAGUUGACCCACGAGUUCCUGCAGAUUUUGGAGAAGACGCCCAGCCGUUUAAAGAGGAUACGCAACUGGAGGGCAACACAAGCUGCCAAAAAGCCCAAGAGUGAGAGCUCCCAGUUGAUGGACGGCACUUUUGUUGGGCCUUCCAUGCUCCUAGACCAAAGUGAUGCCUCACUUGCUGGAAGUUUUUCCAUGCCUGAGGGUGCUACCAUGUCCCUGGACGCAUUGGCCGGCACCUAUAAUCCUGCUAGCCACAGUGAGUGGCCCCAGGGCAAACAGAGCCAAGCAGGGUACCCUUCCACCUGUAUAAAACAGGAACCCAUCAGCAUCCUCCUCCAAGAGCAAACACUGUCCCUGCAGACCACCUCUUCCUCGUUGCUUCAGCACACACCCAUAAACAUAAAGACUGAAAAAACAGUGGACUUUAACCUUGUCAAACAGGAACCAAAAGGAGCUGGUGGAGCUGGUAAGCACCAUAUACCAUCUCAGUCUUCAUACCCUCCACCUCAGCCAUCUCCUGCUCCAAAGCUUUCUCUGGACAAAUACAGAGAGAAACUUGCUGCAGAGCAGGCUGUCUCAGGGCAGAAACGCCGGCAGGAGCAGCAUGGAGGAGCAAUGGAUUUUGAUGUUAGGGGAGAGAUGUCGUCUUCCUCCUCUGCUACCUAUGCACCAUCAUCUGUGAGCCAAGUAGAACAUAGAAAACAUUCACACCAGACGUCUCAUGGUGGCGCUGGCAGCACCACUGCCUCCCCAUUGAAAAUUAAAGUCCCCUCCUUAACUUCAGGGCAAGAAAAACGUCAUCACAGUGAAAAACGGGACAAAGGUCUGCUCAAACUCCGCCUGGCUGUGCCUGGGUCUGGCAGCUCCCAGCUGGAUAAAAGUGGACAACUCAUCAAAGACGAGCUUAAGAUGAAGAUAAAAGUUUCCUCAUCGGAUUGCCACAGCUCAUCGGACGAAGGCAUCAACAACAGCAAGAGUAAACAUUCCAGCCCGCUGGUGAGUAAGGAGAAACAUCGUGGAGGGGACCACAGCGUCCAUCGCCAUCACAAGCACAGUCAUCCUCACACGCACAGUGGCAAUGGGCGUGGAGGUCCAGAGGGCCCCGGUGGUGGGGCAGGCCUUCUGCGGGGUACUCCGGGACCAAUCGGCAUGGAGGGCACGACGCUGGCUCCACCUGGUUCCACAAUGCGCAAGAGGGCACACCCAGAGGUCGGCCACAACCACCACCCUCCCUCCUCAUCCUCCACUUCCUGCUCAAAAGUGAGCAAAAUCUCCAAGGGUGGCACUGGUGCUGCAGGUACUUCAUCUUUUUCUUCCUCCUUUUUCCCUCCUUGCUCCUCUCCUGUACUGCAGUGUGUCUCAUCUGGCUUGCAGCUCUUUGGCUAACCUCCCUCCCUCCCCCCUCCUCUUCCUUAUUCUUGUUUCUGCUCCUCCCCCUCCUGUCACACCCAGGUGGGCUGCGGACCUCUCAGCAGUACCCUCCUCCUAGUGAAUCGCCACACGAAGUGGGAGAGCAGAGACACUGAUCCCACCACUCUGGAGCUAUGACCACCACGUGGAGAUGGCAUGACACCACCCACAAUUAAGACUUUAUAGACUAUGCUUACCUCCUUGUCAAGUGCCCUAGAAAAAUAACUAUAUGAUCAUGAGACCUUUACUGAAAGGCAAAAAAAGCGUAUCUCCAUGCAAAGUAUUGUUCAAAUUCUCAAUUCCUGACAGAUGACAAAGAAAAAAAUGCUUCCUGACUGUCAUAUUUCUGGGCUGUGAAGCUCGGUCCUGUUUUUCUGUUAGUGUGUGGAGUUGCUGCUUGGUUCUUUUUCCUCUUUAAGUGGGUCUAGGAAUGUGCAAUGUGUGGGUGUUAGUGGAGGGGAGAGGUUGAGUGUGUUUCCAUCUGGAGGAAAGUCCCUCCGUACAUUUGAACUCUCCACAUUGAGAAACUAAAGUAUUGCGAGUACUACAAGUCAUUUAAUCGAAUCACAAUUUUGCAGUUGAAUGGAGGAAGCCAGUGGCCAAUGGGAGAUGGGUUCCACUUAUGUUUGCUGGCAUUCCAUUUAGUGCUGUUGAUGGAUGCUUUUUUUUUAGAUGUAAAGUUCAUCUCCUCAAUUACUUUUGUCUUGAUUUCUUUUUAUACUUAAGGACUGUGCAUAUGAUUUGCAUGUUUCAAUCAUCAAAGGGAUUCAAAAGGAGAGCACUUAUUUGCUGUUUACAGGAAGUGGAGAUACAUGUACAUACAUUUGUGUAUGUUUGAAGAAAAAGAAAAAGCUAUACCAUGACUACUCAGGUUUGGAGCUGCUUGUAAGUAUGUCAAAAAUAACUAUAGUACCUAUAAAGACUUUUAUUUUGUUGAUCUACAGUUAAGGCAUCAUCGGAUGGAUGUUUGCAGAAUUCCAGUGGGGUGUUCUUCUCACAGCCGUCCUACAGAGGGCGCUGUGCUGUUCUAUCACAGGAAAUACCAGUUGCUGUCAGCAACACAUGCACAUUCAACACCUACUAAUCACAUCAGAGUGAUGGUAUUUGUACCAAAAUUUAUUUUUUUGACCUUUAAGUAGACCUUUAAGCUAGAUGCCAAAGGUUUUGCCUCUAAAAGAAAAAAAAGGACAGAAGUAGUUUGCUAUUAUAGUUUACAUAAUCCUUUUUAUUUUGAAGUGCAUCAGACAUUAUUCCAUGACAUGAGGCUGUAGCCCCUUAGAUGUGAGUGCAUACAAGGGAUACUUGUAUCAUUCAAUCAGCCAUUUACUGUACUUGUUAGGAGAGAAAAAAACAAAUCAUGGUUCUUUCCAUUCCAGAGCAGUGACUGAUUUGCCAUAUGGGAGAAAGCUUGGAUCCAAGUAUCUGCAAUAUGGACAUGUUUUAGUUUUUUCGUCGCUGACAUCCUCAUCCAGGUGGUUGAAUAUAUUAAAGCCACGUACCUUUCCGGACAUGUCUUUACAUCAGUUUUAUACCUUGAGCUCUACUCUAAAAUCUUGACAUGAUCCAGUCUCCUCUUGUUUCUGACUCGGUUACUCAUUUACUUGUAGAGCGCACGUAAAGACUAACAAGGAUAAGGUUGGAUUGUUUUCUACCUUCAUUAGGGAUUUUACAGUCGGGCACACAGAACAACAGUUGUGGACAAAUGCGCAUAUGCCACUCUUAACAUCCUUUUUUUUUCAUUUCAAUUCAGUAUUACAAAUAAACUUUCAACUUGCUGUUAUCCUUACAGUAUAUAA